Calliphora vicina (urban bluebottle blowfly) is the source of this 1762-nucleotide messenger RNA. RefSeq names its product XK-related protein 4. The transcript is spliced from 5 exons. The record is from RefSeq and is a predicted model, not a curated record. The coding region runs from base 170 to 1537 and encodes 455 amino acids. Gene Ontology annotation, cellular component: membrane. Lineage: Eukaryota; Metazoa; Arthropoda; Insecta; Diptera; Calliphoridae.
UAUCGCCCAAUUUAUUAAACAAAAUUCUAAAAAAUUAAUGUAAAUUAUAUUAAAUAAGUCACAAAUAACAUAAAAACAUUCCAAAAAUUUUAAUAAAACAACUAAAAUGCUGCUUAACUAAACAAACAGUUAAAAUAGAACAAAAGAAAUAACAAACUAAUAAAAAAUCAUGAAUCAAAUUUCUACAAGUAGUAGUGAAACUAAACCCCCACUAGCAAGUACUUUGUCAUACUCUGCGGGCUCUAGUAAUGCAUCGAAUGAAGUCAUAGAAACAACAAAUGAAUUGAGUACGCUGCAGUGUAAACCAUAUUUGCAAAUGCAACAGCAGCAAGAACAACAGCUUAGACAGUUGCACCCUGCUCAUCAUUUUGGCUUUGCCAACAUACCCCAGCUGAGGCAAAAUUCAUGGAUGGAAGUUGAUGGCUAUAGAGACGUAGGCUUGGAGGUGGGCUCAAAUGCCACCAUUAGCUAUGGAGAGAUCUUUUCAACAGCAAUUUCCAUUAUAUUCCGUGCAAUAACUGUGUGUAUUAAUGUUAAAUUAGCUGUUAAUUAUUAUAAUCAAGGACAUCAAGAUUACUUUAUAUGGACCGUGAUAUGCAUAGUGACUCCCAUGUUUAUAACAAUACUAAUACAUGCAAAUAUGUGUUAUCAAGAUGGUAAAUUUAAUGGGGGAUUUUGUAAAAUUUUACAAACACUUUGUUUGGUUUUAAUAUCCUCCUUUUUGUUCCGUUAUUGGAACUCAUUGUUGUAUGCGAUCAAGUGUAAAAGAGCUGAAAUAAUGGGCGAUAAAGAAGAGAAAUUAAAAAACUACAAGCUAAAUAUACGUGAAGAAAGUGAUGUAGCAUUUAUACGACUAUUUGAAUGUUUUCUGGAGGCAGCACCACAGAAAAUCCUACAAAUAUCAAUAGUUUUAGCCCACAUUGAUAAAAUGACAAAUUUACAAAUUAUAGCCAUUACAUCAUAUUUUGGCAGCAUGGCCUGGUGUCUAUCGGUUUAUCAUCGUUAUAAUCGUUAUUCACAAAGUGAUAAAUACAAUAUAAGUACAAAUGGUGUAAUUUUACAAUUAUGUUGGCAUUUUUGUAUAUCAGUUUCUCGUACUCUUUGUAUUGCUUUUGUAGCCAGUAUAUUUCCCUUGUGGCUGUUAAUCGCUUGCUUAGUUCAUGCUUUGUUAUUUGGUUUUGUCACCUUCAUUGUAGAUCGUCCCAAAUUUGCUCGCAACUCCUUUUGUAAUUUCCUAUUCUGUUUGGUGUUGGGUGUGGUUUAUAUUUUCACUUACAUUUCUGUACGUGAUGCUCCCACUCGCUAUAAAUAUCUUAUAUAUUAUAUAUUUUGUUCUCUAGAGAAUAUUAUUUGUGUUUUAUUAUUUAUUUUCUAUGCUAACAAUGAUCUACGAUCACUGGCCAUUUUGUUUUAUCCUUUAUGUGCCAUGGCUUUAGCCUUCUACUAUGUGGGCAUUUUAUUUAUGGUCAUUUAUUAUUUGUAUUUUCAUCCGCGUAUCACGGCCAGAAAUUCGAAACGUAUUAUUAAUAAUAAUUGAAUGAAUUCCAAAGUUAUUUAAAUAUAGUUUAUGUUAACCUAACAUAGCAAUUAAUUACCUACCUACUACCUACACACAAAAUACAUGUAUCACAAAUUUACUCAUUUAAGUUAAAAUAGAUGUAUGGAUAUUUUUUUAAUAUUUAAUAUUUUCAGAGCAAGCAAUCAAAACUAAUUUAUUUUUGUGAAUUAUUUAUAAUAAAUGCAAUAUUUUGUAUUACAAUAA